GGUAACCCGACCCGACCCAUUUCCCACGUAACAAUUCGGCUGAUACCAAACGUUAAGGUUAAACCCUUGUCUUCGGCCUUAGCAAAAACCCCUCUCUGUUACCGCUGCCCUCUCGCGAAAAUGGCAGCAAACGAUGCCGUCCUCGUCCGUUCUCUGGAGCUACGCCUCCUUCGAUGCUCUCUGCCGUCUGACUAUCCUUUGAAGCCGUCGUCGCUUGACCAAUCCUCCCCGUCCGUCCCUCCUGUGUUUCCCCACCUCCACCACCUCAUAAACGAUGUUCUGGUUCUUAUCGAAUCAGGUCAAUUUCUCCAAGCCCUCGCCUCCUCUCCGGCUUCUCGGGCCCUGUUUUCAAAUCUGAAAUUCGAACCCUCCGACUCAGCCCACCGCUUCUACUCUGAGACACUUCCCCAAUGCGUUAGCUCGUUUCUGGAUAUUAAUGGCACUACAGACUCCGUAGAGUUGGGUUAUAAAGGAUUGCUUGUCAUGGCUGUUGGGGUUGCGGCUUUGUUUGCCUUUACUCAGUGCAACAUUACUGGUACUUAGUUUUUGCAAGGACUCUGCUUAUGAGGACAAAAGAUGUGCUAUUUGAAGGAAAUUCUUCUUCAAUAGAUGGAGUAAGAAGUAUCUCGUGGUGGUUGGCCAGAGCUUUAUUCUUGCAUCAGAAACUGUUGGAUGAACGGUCAUCUUUUCUUUUUGAUCUGUUACAAGUUAAUACACAUGAAAGUUUGUCUUUUCUGGGCACCUUGGAGAAGAUAAAAGAUUAUUGGUGUGCCAUUGAAGAUUAUUCAACUAUUUUGUCGAUGCUACAUUUAGAAGUGGGGAUACUGGACCUUUAUUAUGGGCGUGUAGAUACUUCCAAGCAGCAUUUUGAAUCAGCGGCUGAGAUUUCCAACUACAAUUUUUUUGUAAGUGGGGCUCUUGGUUUUCGGACACUCCAUCAGGUGGAACCAAAAGCUCAGCUCCGUCUUGUUGCUGGAGCAAAUGAUGGAGAUACCUCUGCACCAGUAAGCCACAAGUCAAGCAUUACUGAUAAUUAUCCACUUCAGCAACCUUCUGAAGUGUAUGAAGCAUCUGAUAUAUUGAUGAUCCCUAGAUUCGUAGAAGAUGAGGGACAGUCUGAAGGUGUUGAGCUGGGUGCUCAAAAUAAUGCUAUUGCAGCCUCCCAAUUGAAUGCAGUCCACCAAGCAGUGAUUCUGGCUCAAUGUCUUUCUAUCGAGAAAACUGCUCGUAAUGAUGAAUUGCAGAAGUGGGAAAUGGCUCCAUAUAUAGAGGCUAUUGAUUCUCAGGAUGCAUCACCAUUCAUUCUUCGAUGUUUUUGCAAUAUAUUACGUAUCAGGUGGGAGUUGAGUCGUACAAAAACAAAGCAACGUGCAUUAUUGAUGAUGGAUAAGCUGGUUGAAGCUGUGUACAAUAAUUCUCCUGGAGUUGCUCAAAGAUUGUAUUAUUGCUUUGGAGUUAACAUGCCUUCUAUUCCUGCACUGCGUAGGGAGUAUGGUGAUCUUUUAGUGAGUUGUGGCUUGGUUGGGGAAGCUAUGAAAAUUUAUGAGGAUCUUGAGCUAUGGGAUAAUCUGAUAUAUUGUUAUCAGUUAGUGGAUAAGAAAGCAGCGGCUGUUGAACUCAUCAAGAAACGACUGUCUGAGAAGCCUUAUGACUCAAGGUUAUGGUGUUCCCUUGGUGAUGUUACAAACGAUGAUGCUUCCUAUGAGAAAGGCCUUGAAGUUUCAGGAAAUAGGUCUGUCCGAGCACUUCGGUCUCUUGCUCGUUCGGCCUACAACCGAGGAGAGUAUGAGAAGUCGAAACUCUUAUGGGAAUCAGCAAUGGCUUUGAAUUCCAUGCAUCCAGAUGGCUGGUUUGCUCUUGGUGCUGCUGCCUUAAAAUCUAGGGAUGUUGAUAAGGCACUGGAUGCUUUCACACGAGCUGUUCAACUUGAUCCUGAAAAUGGAGAGGCUUGGAAUAAUAUUGCUUGUUUGCAUAUGAUUAAAAAGAGAAGCAAGGAGGCCUUCAUUGCAUUUAAGGAGGCGCUAAAACAGAAGCGAGACAGCUGGCAAAUGUGGGAGAAUUAUAGCCAUGUUGCUGCAGAUAUUGGGAACUUUACCCAGGCAAUGGAAGCUGUACAAAAGGUGCUGGACAUGACUAAAAAGAAGAGAAUUGACUCCGAGUUGUUAGAAAGAAUCAUGCUUGAAAUUGAGGGUCGAGUUUCAGUUGGUCUUUCUCAAUCUCAUGUCUCAAACGAUAAUAUCAACCAUGCCAACUCUUCUAAUUUUGAGUCAAAUGUAGCUGAUGCCAAUGGAGCAAAGAGUUUGGAGGUCGACUCUGCAAGUAGACGGGAAACGGAGCAUCUGAUUGAACUGCUUGGAAAAAUCUUAAGACAGAUUGUUCAAAGUGGUGGUAGUGCUGACACAUGGGGACUUUAUGCAAGGUGGCACAGGCUGAAAGGGGAUCUUACAAUGUGCUCAGAGGCCCUACUGAAGCAAGUUAGAUCGUACCAAGGAUCUGACUUAUGGAAGGACCGAGACCGGUUUGUGAAGUUUGCACAUGCUUCCUUGGAACUUUGUAGGGUUUAUCAAGAACUUGCAUUGCGUGGCUCCAGUCGUAGAGAACUAUUUGCUGCUGAGAUGCAUUUGAAAAGUACAAUUAAACAGGCUGUAAAUUUUUCUAACAUUGAAGAAUAUAGAGAUCUUGUAGAUUGUCUUGAAGAUGUGCAAGCAGCACUGAGAUCUAGCUCAUUACCUGGUGCGUGAAGCUUCUGUCCGGUCUCUGACUGUCACUGAAAAGCAAAAAUAUGGAAGCUGAAUCGAUUUAAAUAAGAUUCUAGAUUGCACAUGGACAAGUACUCAGAAGCAUGCAUACAGAAAAUUGAUACAGAACCUGGAGCUUGUGACCAGGCUCAGGACCAUCUCGGUCGAAAGACCUUCGCAAUGUGAAGAUGGUGAACUGCUUACGGACUUCGUUUGCAAACUGGUACUUAUAUGCUCUGAGCAAUGAUUGAAAAGAGUUCAUGCCUGAAUCAUGAGAUACAUAAGCUAUUCUAAAGAUCAGCAUUAGGAUCUCUCAGGUUGCUGAUAUUCUGAAUGUUUCUAGGACUGCUUUUGUCGCCUGUGUGUUUAUUUCUAAAGGCCUAACAAUUUAUGUUGUAUCGAUUAUAUGUUUAUUUCCAAAGUGUUGUUCAUUUGGACGAAGCUGUAUUAUUUGUAUAUCCCAGAAUGAGUUUUUCCUUGAUUUAGGUACUUCUUUUCCUUUGAA
Messenger RNA from Sesamum indicum (sesame), 3243 nucleotides. The record is from RefSeq and is a predicted model, not a curated record. NCBI's taxonomy places the organism in Eukaryota, Viridiplantae, Streptophyta, Magnoliopsida, Lamiales, Pedaliaceae.